UUCCUCUUUAGCCAAUAAUACUCAAUAUUCAGAGACAGUGAAAGAAUUCAAAAGAAAGAAAGAAAGAAACCAUGUUUUGAGGAAGGAGACAUGCAUCAUCUCAACCUCACAUGAUUUAUAUUUUUGACCACCUUGUACUCUGCUUUGAGAGGGAAACAACCCCAUUUUUGGGUGAUUGGUAGACAAUGCUUGAGCUCCAUAGCAAAGAUUCAUUGUCUCGUCCUACAACUUCUUGGGGAAACUCCAUGUUCACUAACUCAAACGUCCAAGGAUCAGUAUCAUCAUCCAUGACCGACAACAACAACAACAACACUUUAAACUUGACGAUGGAGAUGAUGUCUACCUAUUUUCCAGGGAUGAAACAAACUGGUUUACCAUUGCAGAACCAUGAUGAUUCUUCCUCUACACUAUCCACUGGAGGAGGAGAAUCAUCUGGUGACGUUGCAGGUUUUGGGGGACAUACUAGUAAUCGUUAUGGCCACAACAUUGUUACCCAUCUCUCAGGUUAUCCUAGUGGAAGUCAUCCAAAAUCAAUCGUGUCGAAGGUUUCUCAAAACUCAGUGGUUCCUCCAACUAUAGAGGCUUCUUGGUCUCUACAUGGCAAUGGCUUCAUGUCUUUUCCAUAUGCAUCACAACACACGGUUCUGCAGCAUCCACAAGCUAGAUUGCUUCUGCCUCACAACAUUCCAGAGAACGAACCAGUUUUCGUCAAUGCCAAACAAUACCAAGCCAUUCUCCGUCGCAGGGAGCGCCGUGCAAAGCUUGAAGCUCAGAACAAGCUCAUCAAAGUCCGUAAACCAUACCUUCACGAGUCUCGCCACCUUCAUGCGUUAAAGAGAGCUAGAGGCUCUGGUGGACGUUUCCUCAACAAAAACAAGAUCCAAGAAUCGAAAUCUCCAACACUCUUGUCCCCACCACAUUUAUUCAAGAACCCUAAGGGAAAGUUCAAGCAAAGGGACAUGUCGAGCGUUGGGGGCGGGUCUAGUGGCUCGAACAACGACGACAACAUGUUCCAACAAAACCCACAAUUAAGGUUCUCAGGUUAUCCAUCAAACCACCAUGUCUCAGUUCUCAUGUGACAAUAGUUGUGUUGAUGAGAGACCAUGACGGGAAGUCAUCCUUGGCUAUUACUGAUCUCCAUAAAAGUGUGUUAUAUCUUUUAAGUUUGCUUUUUUUUUUGCAAUCUCUACUGCAAAACAAAGUUGAAAAUCUUUCAACCAGUGUGUAUGUUCUGUUCUUUUCUUUUCUUUUAUGGGAUUUUUUGUUUGUGUGUUGUUUGGAUUGUUUUUUUUUCUUUUGUAAAAAUGUUGUUUGGAUUGUUGAUACUUGGUUUGAACUUAAUAGUUCUGAACCUACAUGGAUUGUGAUUAAUGUAAUGUAUAAAAUCUGUAUAAAAC
Eruca vesicaria subsp. sativa (arugula) is the source of this 1397-nucleotide messenger RNA. The record is from the annotation of a GenBank genome assembly. NCBI's taxonomy places the organism in Eukaryota, Viridiplantae, Streptophyta, Magnoliopsida, Brassicales, Brassicaceae.